UUCAGCUUUCGCAUAAAUAUGGGCAGUAAAUUCUUUUAUUUCGGCUUCGGUAGUAAUAUGCUGGCCAGUCGGAUCCACAUACAAAACCCCACUGCCAGAAGAAUCGGUGCCGGCAAACUAGAGAACUUCCGCCUGGACUUUCACACAGGAUCGAGAAACUGGUUGGGGGCUCCCGCCACAAUUGUACCCACUCAAGGAUCUCAUGUCUACGGAUCCAUUUGGGAGAUUGAUAUGUGCAACCUCAAGGACUUGGAUGAUCAGGAAGGAGUUUCCGAAGGCAUAUACAUUCCGAUUAGCGUGCCCGUUCACUCGCUGACCACAGAUACCAGCAUCACCUGUCGUGCCUAUCACCUAACGAACCAGCCCCAAUCAGAGCUUCAUGCCGGUGGAGUCCAGGAAAAUAUACCUUACGAUCGUCAGCCCUCACAAACAUACCUCAAGGUCUUGGUAAAGGGAGCCAACGAAACGGGAAUUCCCGAGGAGUACAUAAAAUGGCUGAGGGGCAUAAGGCAUAAUGGCAAACAAGUGCCGCCAAUGGAGGCAAAACUGGAACUGGACCAAGUGAAACUGAGUUGAUUCCAUAGAUCUUUUAUUUAAAUAUUCCACGGAAAUUAUUAAAGUACAAACUUCA
Messenger RNA from Drosophila takahashii, 631 nucleotides. Its product is annotated as gamma-glutamylcyclotransferase. NCBI's taxonomy places the organism in Eukaryota, Metazoa, Arthropoda, Insecta, Diptera, Drosophilidae. The record is from RefSeq and is a predicted model, not a curated record. Gene Ontology annotation, molecular function: gamma-glutamylcyclotransferase activity.